GGGGCUGCACGUGGAAAUCCGUGGCUGCUGGGCGCCUGUUUGCGUUGUCGCCGCGGGUCCGCUUCUUUUGCGCCUCGCCAUGGCCGGCAUUCUUUUCGAGGAUAUUUUCGACGUGAAGGACAUCGAUCCCGAGGGCAAGAAGUUCGAUAGGGUUUCCCGACUCCAUUGCGAGAGCGAGUCCUUUAAGAUGGACCUGAUCCUGGAUGUGAACGUGCAAAUCUAUCCCGUCGACCUGGGUGACAAAUUCCGCCUCGUAAUUGCCAGCACCUUGUACGAAGACGGGACCUUGGAUGACGGGGAAUACAACCCCACAGAUGACCGACCCUCCAGGGCCGACCAGUUUGAGUAUGUAAUGUACGGGAAGGUAUACAGGAUUGAAGGGGACGAGACGUCCACGGAGGCAGCCACACGCCUCUCUGCCUACGUGUCCUACGGCGGCCUGCUCAUGCGACUCCAGGGAGACGCCAACAACCUGCACGGCUUCGAGGUGGAUUCCCGGGUUUAUCUCCUGAUGAAGAAACUAGCCUUCUAAGCAGCCCGAGGCGGGGGCUGCACUGGGCUUGGACUCCUUGAGGGCAGGACGGAUUUGCUGCCAGGAUGAGCAGGGGGCAGGGAGGAAAUGCAAAGCCUCCCACCCCGGUUGGGGUUCUCUCUCUGUCCUCUUUGCCGGUGAAAACCAUGAACGGGUGAGGUGCUUCAUCUGCGAAGGAGGGUAUCAUGGGGAGGGUGGCUCCUCCCACUUGGUCCUUGGGUGGGGCUAUGCAAAUGAGCGCUGCUCCCUUCCAGUGGGCGGAGCCUUCUCCAGCCCACCCCAUUCUCUGUCCUCCCCGUUACAGACCUCUUCCUCAUUUUAUUGCCUUUCUAAAGCAAGAUUUGGAAUGUUUCUUAGUGGGAAGGGGUCUUGCCAGCCUGCUGGGUCUGGUCUCAGUUCUGUGUCUGAUUUAGGACUCCCCUGUUCUGUGGGGCUUGUCCCCCCGCUCCCCCAGCAGCCCGUAUCCAGCCAUCCAGAGACUUCAUGGGGCAGGAUUUUUCCACUUCUGUCUCCUGCUUCAGCCCACUGAAAUUUGUGGGGUUUAGGUUCAGUGGCCCCUUGGGAGCCGCACAGGGGCAAAGUGGGGCUCCGUGGGGUGGGGGCAGGGAGGAAUUGGUGGAAAUUCCAUUCUGGCAAAGAGCCACUGGUCACCACUGAUCUUUCAAGCGAGGGGCAGCUUCUGGAUCGUGUGCUGGCUGCAGGAGGGGUAGUUCAUCAAGUCAUUUAAUCUUAGUUUUAUUGCUGUCAUUAA
Molecule: messenger RNA, 1283 nt
Organism: Eublepharis macularius
Lineage: Eukaryota; Metazoa; Chordata; Lepidosauria; Squamata; Eublepharidae
Gene: POLR2H
Product: RNA polymerase II, I and III subunit H
Exons: 5
Coding region: 80-532 (150 amino acids)
Biological process (GO): DNA-templated transcription
Cellular component (GO): RNA polymerase II, core complex; RNA polymerase I complex; RNA polymerase III complex
Molecular function (GO): DNA-directed RNA polymerase activity
Source: RefSeq, a predicted model, not a curated record